AUGGGGAUUCUUGUGUUCAUUACGUGUGUUCCGGGAACCGAAGAGGCUUUCAAGGAAGCCUCCCUCAACAAUGCCAAGAACAGUGUGCAAGAAGCUGGUAUUGCUCGCUUCGACUGCAUUCAGAGCAUCACCGAUCCUACCAAGUUCGUGCUCGUGGAGGUGUACAAGACGGGAGCGGACGGGCAGGCAAAACAUCGGGAAACCGCACAUUACUUGAAAUGGAGGGACACCGUCGCCGACAUGAUGGCGGAGCCCAGGACGGCGGUCAAGUACAACACGAUCUUUCCUGAAUCCUUCAAAGGAUGGGAUGUGCCCCAGGAACUCAGCAGCGGGGGAGCAGGUGCGCUCUGGGGAGGAGGGAGGUGA
This is a messenger RNA of Guillardia theta CCMP2712, 366 nucleotides long. RefSeq lists its product as hypothetical. NCBI's taxonomy places the organism in Eukaryota, Cryptophyceae, Pyrenomonadales, Geminigeraceae. The record is from RefSeq and is a predicted model, not a curated record. Gene Ontology annotation, molecular function: catalytic activity. The transcript has 3 exons. The coding region runs from base 1 to 366 and encodes 121 amino acids.